This is a messenger RNA of Trichoderma atroviride IMI 206040, 252 nucleotides long. RefSeq lists its product as uncharacterized. Lineage: Eukaryota; Fungi; Ascomycota; Sordariomycetes; Hypocreales; Hypocreaceae. The record is from RefSeq and is a predicted model, not a curated record.
AUUACUACGCCAUGUACUUAUCAGGAGUAUGUGUGUGGCUCAACACUAUUAACCAAUGGAUAUACUGCUACUACUGAAUUAAGAGCAGCAUACAGCGCCAAUCCCAACGCUCCGAAUAUUACAGAUGCCCAGCUGAGCCAGGUUCUCUUCCGCUGCAUCGAUCAAGCUGGCGGCGUUGUCGGCAACUCUUACUGUAUUGUCAACUGUGCUGUGAUUGGUAAUGAUACCGUCAACGAUGAGUGUACUAUGUAA